This is a messenger RNA of Beta vulgaris subsp. vulgaris (sugar beet), 1491 nucleotides long. RefSeq names its product exopolygalacturonase clone GBGE184. Bases 254 to 1369 code for a protein of 371 amino acids. Lineage: Eukaryota; Viridiplantae; Streptophyta; Magnoliopsida; Caryophyllales; Amaranthaceae. The record is from RefSeq and is a predicted model, not a curated record. Gene Ontology annotation, biological process: carbohydrate metabolic process. The transcript is spliced from 4 exons. Gene Ontology annotation, molecular function: polygalacturonase activity.
UUAUUUUAUUCUAAAGGAAAUCUUUUGUAGAAGUAGAACAAUUACUUUUUCACCAUUUUUCCAAAAACAAAAUCACUAUUUAUUUAUGUGCCUGCUGCCUGCUUAACUUUAAAUCCACAAUUUAUACCCCAAUUACACCACAAUAAUCUUGAUAUGGUUUGAAAUUAAGAAUCUUACAAAAGAAAGAAAAAAUACUAAAGAUCAAACUAAUAUAUUGAAAACUACGUUUUGUACUUGUGUUGUGUAGGCAUUCAUGAAAGCAUGGCAGAAGGCAUGCCAUUGCAGCCAAGGGCCGUCUAAGGUUGUGAUCCCAAAUGGAGAAUUUGUUGUGGCAGAGGUCAUCUUUGCUGGUCGAUGUAAAUCUCAAGUAACUGUUGAGCUUCAAGGGAAUAUAGUAGCAGAUCCUGAUGUUAGUCAAUUUCCCAACCAUGAAUUUAUCGUCUUUGAAGAUGUAGAUGGUGUCACCUUAACCGGACACGGAACUAUUGAUGUUAGUAACCAGGCUAACAAGUCCUGCAAUCCACAUAACAAGGAUGCUAAUUUUUUUAAUCUCAUGCCUACAGUAAAAGUAUACAAGGCAAAAAACAUAGUGGUGGAGGGAAUCAAAUCCGUGAAUCCUUCUACAUCCCAUGUCAUGGUUUUGGAGAGCCAAAACGUAAUCAUCCGUAAUGUCAAAUUUGAUGCAAAAUCUUUGGAACCUAACACCAACUCAAAUGGGAUCUAUAUAAGUGCCUCAAAUCAAAUUAGUGUGUCUAACAGCUACAUCAGAUCUGGUGCUGAUUGUGUCACUGUUGCCCCGGGCUCUACCUCUGUAUCUAUCACUGGACUCACCUGCGAAGCUGGACUAGGCAUUAGCAUUGGAGCACAAGCGUUUAGUGCUGCACUAGACGUGAAGGGGGUGAUAGUCAAGAACUGUACGAUCAAGGGAAGUGUAUUCGGCGCGAGGAUCAUCCCUCGUGUGGAGGCCAAAGUAAGCCUCAUUACAGGCAUCACAUUUCAAGAUUUGAUCAUGGAAGGAGUGCAGAACCCUAUAUUCAUCAACCAGCAACAAGACGUCCUUAAGCCAACCCAGACAAUCCUAGCAAAGAUAGUGGAUGUCCACUUCAAGAACAUAAAGGGUACUGUAACCACCAGAAACGCACUCACUUUCUCAUGCAGCCCAAUAUCACCUUGCGAAGGCAUAGAAGUAGUUGAUAUUGAUCUCAACUUCAUUGGCACAGCCUUGCUUGGAAACGACACUAUUGUUGAUCUCAGCAUUAUUGACAAAACCUUGCAUGGAAAAGGAAUAGGUUUCCUGGUUAAUUGUUUGAAUGCAAAAGUACUCUUUGGCGGUAAACAUGAGGGAUUGAGUUGUGGUCUUCUUCAAUAAGAAGCUUAUUAUGUAUUUGGGUUGAUUGGGAUGACAUUAAGCGGAUUGUAUUAAGGAAACUACAAAAGUAAUGUGCGAUAUUUUAUUACAAUAAUGAUCCUGCACGCUUUAUUUUGUUAUUA